GUUUGAUGUUGCCUGUUUUUGUCACUUUUUCGUUACUCCAAGUGGACUCAUUGCCUUUCACGGGAGCAGCUGGAUCUCCGGACCCUUUCACGUCUGUCGCAUGUUCUCAGGUUGAACCUGCUUUCAUCGGUGAAGAGCAAAGAGCCAGUGGCAUAGUUGCAAAUUCUGGUGGUCUAUGGCUCUACAGUGAUUGGCAGUGAGCACACGGCUCUCUACAGGAUGUCAGGCUCUCAGACCAUCCUCAUGGAGCCCUUUUCUGAUUGUUUGGUCAGGAACAUUCACACCGGUGGCCUGCUGGAGGUCAUUUUGCAGGGCUCUGGCAGUCUCCUGGAAUCUCCUACAGGACGACAGGUUGGUCCUCAGACUGUCCAGGAACUCAAUGAUGUGCUGGUCCAGAUCUGGGUGGAUAUCCCUCAGGAGAACAUCCGACACCUCAUCAGCGGCUGUGCGUCCCACUUUUUCCGAAGCCGUUCGAUGGCGGCCGUCGUAUGGAUGCUGUGGAGCCUGGCGCUGUAUAGUCAAAGCGUGGAUUCCUCCAUUUGCAACGUCACCUGCUUCACUGACUACAAAAUCCUGGUUAACUGCUCGUGCGCUGGCGUUCCUGCGCGCCAGCUACGUCUCCGCGUCAACUGCAGUGACGGUGAGCUCACCGCGGCCGACGGUUGCCAUGUGACGCCUCCCCGCUCUUGGUGCGUCACCUACCCGGCGGCGCUUUACGACAUCGCCGCCGUAGGGACCGAGUGCACGACGGCGGUCGGGACGCAGGAAGGCCCCGAUAGCGAGUUUUCCAGCUGGGCGCUCUACGACGCGGUGAAACCUCCGCCGCCUUACAACGUCCGAGUGACCGGCUCCUCCGACGACUCUUACAACAUCACGUGGGAGCACGACGACGCCGAGUACGGCUGCCUGCAGUACAGCCUGCGAAUCCGAGGUCCUUCGCUGAACCCGGCACGCUCCUUUCCGGUGGACGCGACGUUCCUGACGGUGAGGCGCGAAUCGCUGCCGCCUCAAGCCGAAUUUCGCGCAGACGUACGGGGAAAGUUGUGUCCCGAUAACCCGGCGCAAGGCCCUUGGAGCGAGUGGAGCUCCUCCGUCAAUUGGACCCCCGCGUCCAUAAAAUCUGCUGACAUUCCAGUGAGAGGAUCCCGACUCCCCGCCCUCUUGGUUGUCCUCGUCACAGUUGCGGCGCUGCUGCUGGCCUGCUCUCGCAAUCCGUUGUUGCUGAAAAGAAUCCGAAUGAGCACGUACGUAUCCAGGCCGCACGACUUCUUCAAGCCGCUCUACCUCAACUACGGAGGCGACUUUAAGGAAUGGGUGAAGCCCACGUUCAGCGAGCACGACUUGUUGCGAAACACCUCGCCGACAGAUCCAACCGCCACCGUCGACAAGCCGAUCUCCCAAGGGGACCACGACGAUACACCGCGCCUUCUCCGCUGUCCCAUCCUAUCCAUGGGAAAAGGCCACGUGUCCAUCCACACGGUGACCGUGCAAGAAGAUGACGACAACGGUCCCGAUUUCGAGCCGCCGGCGGAAGAGGACGCCCUAUCGGACGAUGGGGAAGCGGAGAAAUCCUGUCUGUCGGACGACGGCUACCCACGCCUAGACUUGGACACGGCGGAUAGCGGUUUCGGGGAAUGCGCCAGCCCAACCCAAUCGAGCUCGGGACAACCGGCUGAUUUCCUAGAUGAUGGGCUCAUCUCGCGCUCCAACUACGUCAAGCAGUGGAUUAUGGGUAACGACGCCCAAGAUGCUCUGACUUCAACACUUGAGUAGUUGGAGGCAUCUCACAAAUCUUUUUUUUUUCUUCUUUGAUUAGUAGGUCUGAUUUCUAAUAUUUUUUUCUAAAAUAAUUAUUAGUGUUGCACCGAUACCAUUUUUUGGGCCCGAUACUGAUACAGAUACCUGGCUGUGCAGUAUCGGCCGAUACCGAUACCAUUCCGAUACCACUCUGUUUGCAAAAAAAAAAUACAUAUAAAUAUAUGUACGUAUAAGGGAUGCAACGAUACAGUUAAGUCACGGUUCGGUAAGAUUUUCGAUACAAUUGAAUACAUUUAAUGCUGUGAAACAGAUAAUACAACUGUUAUUAUUAUUAUUAUUUUUGCUAACAAGCAAAAAUAACGGUGCCAUCAUAUAAACAAGCAUUUUAGUGCAUAAUAUUUAUGUGCUUACUUCUUACUGAUCUGAAGAAAUUUUGUAUACAAGUGCUGAGAAAAAUCUUUACUGUUUGUAAAGUGGGGCACUCUGUUGAUUGCUGCAGCUUUCUUAGCAGCUAUAUUUACCAAAACAUCCUAUUUGAGGUCUGAGUCCAUCUGCAACAUGUACUGAAAUAACAGUAUUUGCAGCAUUAUCUAUAGUCACUGGUAUGGUUUGAUUUGGCUUGCUUAACUUCCAUUCAGUCAUGGCAGUUUCUAAUUCAUCAAUGUAGUAUACGGACUACGUGUCACUCUGGGCUCACGCAGCUAAUGGCAUGGGGUCUAAUGCAGUACAUCUAGGUUGCUAUUUGAUGAUAUCUAGUGUGUGCGCGCGCGAGAGUUGGCAUGGGAUCUUACAUAGUACAUCUAGGUUGCUAUCUGAUGAUAUUUAGUGUGCGCGCUGUGCCGCUUGAGUGUUUUCUGGCCCCAGAAGUCACUUCUGCUCAUUACUGCACAACACCAGCAUAUGACAAUUGACUUUCAUAAACAGGACGAGUUUGAAGUACGGCACUCUUAAUUUGCCACUCAUUGUUCAUCAUGAAACCAUGAGUUUGCUUAGUCUCCCACGGUCUUAACGUCUCUGAUCCUAUCGGCGCUACAACAGCAAGUGUUAGCUUACGCGUGCUAAUCGUUUGUGCAUGCCAUUUUAGAUGACUAGCGUAACAUCGCGAAUAUGCGUUGUAGUGAACAUCCUUAAUAUUGAAGACGGAGGUGUUAAUAUCGUUUGGUCAUUUCGAGACAAAGACAUACAGAUGUCAUGCAUCGGGAUUUGGGAAAUUAGCUCACGUGUGGAGGACAGUACAUUUGCGUUCAUGUGAUGCCAGUAGAUGGUAUCGGCGCACUAAAUGUUGGUACUCGUCGAUACCGAUACCACCAAUUCGGGCCGGAUCGGCGACCCCUGCAGAUACUGGUAUCGGUGCAACUUUAAUAAUUAUUCACAUGCCUUUUUGAUACAUGUUUUGUCACAUUAAUCAAUUCCUUAUUUGCUUUCCUGUUUUAAAGGGGAAAUGUGAACUAAGGUUGGCCAACCAUGUUUUUGAAUAAUAUCAAUGGCUAAACAAUUAUAAGCAUAUUUUCUUUUUUUUUUUUUUUUUUUUUUUUAACGCAACCCUUCCAGAUUCUUUGUUUAACCCAUAGCAACGCCCUUGACAACGAAAAUGCUUUUCUUCGGCAAUCUUCGGAAAUCUUCGGAAAUGACGUCACACCGGGAAGUGCGAGGGAAGUCCGCCAUAGAACAGUAUUGUUUGUUGCAUUGCUUCUCGGUAAGAUGCCACGGCGGUGUGUGGCGGUGUUUUGUUCUCACUCAAACGAAAAGUUGUAUGAGUGGCCAAAGGAUAGCAGGCCACGUAAAUGGACAUCUUUCGUUCGCACGAAGCGAAUGAAUUUCCCGCCAUCAUCGAGUACUGUUCUCUGCUGCAAACACUUCGAAGAUGCCUGCUUCCUUAACCGGUCUGCUUAUGAUCAAGGAUUUGCCAAAAACUAAGUGUGAUUUUUAGAUAGAUGACUGAUGACUUUGUCAAAGCAGAGCUGCCAACUGUUGUGGAAUGUACAGUAUAAGCUAGCGAUGUUAGCCGAAAGCCAACUCGUGGCAAUAGUCGUGGCAUAGUUGUUGUUGUGUUCGCUAGUGUUACGGCCGAAGGGCGUAACAUAAAACGAGCCACACAAUUUCACAAGUGGCACAAAUUUAUUUACACAACAAUCAAACUCGCAAUGAAUAUGUACAAAAUGUGGAUGAAGCGCGGCUUCAGGGUAAGCCCAGGCCAAAACAACAAACAAAAGGAAUCUACACUUGAACCCCACCCGCUAACUAAACCCUGAUGAUGAAAAAGAACAAAGAAAAGACAGCCACUAACCUAGCUUCUUACGCUAAACAAAACAGGAGAAAACUGGCUGAACAGAAAUGGCGACUUACCCCUUCUUGCUUCAGUGCUAUUAUUUACAAUGGUGAACAAAAACGAUCCAAUAACGAAUAAACACAAAAGACCUCACCGAAAAAGCGGGCGUGUAUCAGACCAGCGAUCAAAUGCAAACGAGCGUGAAUGCCGAGUAAACAGCUGGCGAGGAGGACCGCGGCAGAAUGCUGUCAAAUGCGACCUCCCAGAGCGUUGACAGCGGCAGGUUUACACCGCCGGUGAGUUUGUGCACAUUUAUUUGUAUUUGUAUUAUGUAUUUCCACCUUCAUGCUUCAAGCAUUGCAUUGCAUUUGUACGGUUCGGCGUUUCUUUCACGGUGAUCGCUUGAUAGCCUUCUAGUUUUUGUUUCGCGAGAGCCGCUGACAGGUGACAGCGAGCGUGUUGGCAUUGAGUCAGUCUCGCAGCGAAUCUCCAUUCCAUGUCAGGUAGUCUAGGCACAUUGUUUGCAUCCUGAUUAGCGUCUGGCUAAUACAUGUUAGGUCCAACAUAAAAUUCCAAGCUCCUCUUCUUCCUCCAACUCUUCAAAAACUUGGAUCUCCUCCCUUGCGCUCGAUCUAUCGCUUAUAUCGCUGUUUGAAUCAUUGUUUGAAGGGCUUUGUAUGGCGGCCGUAUGGAGCGCUGCCAUCGCUGUUCUCGGUGUGACGUAUCACUUCCGGGUUCGUCCCCUUUCAGGCCGGAACUUCGGAAAUGCGAUUAUUUUGUCAAAUAUACAACAUAUAAAUUAUUUUUUCAUGCUUUAUUUGUUGGACAAUGUUUAACUACUUUAAUUGUGACCCUAUUUGGCAUGUUAUGAAAUUACUUCACAUUACAGCUUUAAAGCACCACAUUGUAACUUUUCAGUUUUGGUCGAUAUUAGCGACACCGGUGGACAAAAUCGGAAGUGUUUUGCCUUAAGGAAGACUGCUUUUCCCAUGAGGGCCAGCGCACACUCGUACAGUGUAGUAAAAUCAUCAAUCAAUCAAAAAUCAAUCUCCUGGUUGCCUGUAGAUUGAUGAGACAACAUUUCUGUUUCCAGCGACUGCGUGAAGGAUGAACAGUACCGUAAUUUGCGCACUAUAAGCCGCUACCCACCAAAUUUUGCACAAAAACGACAUUUGUUCAUAGAUAAGCCUCACUGGAAUAUUAACCGCAGCUGUUCUCACUGCAUUAUGGGAUAUUUACACCAAAAGAAAUUAACCACUGACACGUUAUUUGAAAGCCGCAUCAUACAACUGUCAUAAAACCAAAUGAACCACCAUGAAGCUUUGAACUAAUUGGCUGCAAAGCUAAGCAAUGCCUCAAGAGGCUUCAUUUGGCCACCACUGCUC
Corythoichthys intestinalis (scribbled pipefish) is the source of this 5412-nucleotide messenger RNA. It is a transcript of the gene il21r.1, whose product is annotated as interleukin 21 receptor, tandem duplicate 1. Bases 220 to 1773 code for a protein of 517 amino acids. Gene Ontology annotation, biological process: cytokine-mediated signaling pathway. Gene Ontology annotation, cellular component: membrane; external side of plasma membrane. The record is from RefSeq and is a predicted model, not a curated record. Lineage: Eukaryota; Metazoa; Chordata; Actinopteri; Syngnathiformes; Syngnathidae. The transcript is spliced from 10 exons. Gene Ontology annotation, molecular function: cytokine receptor activity; protein binding.